Etheostoma spectabile (orangethroat darter) is the source of this 3528-nucleotide messenger RNA. It is a transcript of the gene slc38a2, whose product is annotated as solute carrier family 38 member 2. Gene Ontology annotation, cellular component: plasma membrane. The record is from RefSeq and is a predicted model, not a curated record. The transcript is spliced from 16 exons. The coding region runs from base 359 to 1900 and encodes 513 amino acids. Gene Ontology annotation, molecular function: L-glutamine transmembrane transporter activity. NCBI's taxonomy places the organism in Eukaryota, Metazoa, Chordata, Actinopteri, Perciformes, Percidae. Gene Ontology annotation, biological process: L-glutamine transport; amino acid transmembrane transport.
AAAGGGUGAGUCCCUCCUCCAGCAGAUCAGGCUUUUCUCUUCGUGCGCACCGCAUCCCUGGAAAUUUGGUUUUUAUAAAUUAGACAAAAAAUCAAAUUUCUUUUGAUUUUUACGCGUCGGUUUUAGUCAAAGUGUCUUUUGUGAUGACUUCACUUGAAGAGUUUCAGCUCGUGUUUUGAAUCUGACCCUGUCUAAUAGACCUAUUCAUUCAUUUCUCAAUUCAUUCUCACUCAGCCUGAAUACACUUAAGGAUCCGUUUGCGUAAAAGAAGAAAUCGUCCGGACAUUUGCUGUUUCUUUUCUUCUUUUUGUACUUACUGAAAAGGAUUUUACAGGCAUCCUGCCACAUCUUUACAAGCAUGACAGCUGCCAAAACUGAGAUGAGCCGUUUCAAUAUCUGUCAUGAAGAAGACAACAGCAGUUCAAACAGCAACGAGUACACCCCAUACCAGGACUGUCCUAGAAAGGUCCCCCUGGGCGGCCAAUUCUCUGACAUCGAUGGAGAGAGUCAAAACUUCCUCCCCGAACACAACCUGCAGGGCAAGAAGAAGUAUGAGACUGAAUAUCACCAGGGCAAUGCUUCCUUUGGCAUGUCCGUCUUCAACCUGGGCAACGCCAUCAUGGGCAGCGGCAUCCUGGGUCUGUCCUACGCCAUGGCCAACACUGGCAUUGCCCUUUUUGUGAUUCUCCUCAUGGCCGUCGCCAUCUUCUCCUUGUAUUCUGUCCACUUGCUGCUGAAGACGGCCAACGAAGGAGGUGCACUGGUGUACGAGCAGCUGGGUUACAAAGCCUUUGGGAUGCCGGGAAAACUCGCCGCUUCCAUCUCCAUCACCAUGCAGAACAUCGGAGCCAUGUCAAGCUACCUCUACAUCGUCAAAUACGAGCUGCCCAUCGUCAUUGAAUCCUUUAUGGGAGUCAGCAACAAAGCAUGGUACACUAACGGUGACUACCUGGUGCUGCUGGUGACCGUUGCCAUUAUCCUGCCUCUGUCGCUGCUCAGGAACUUGGGUUACCUUGGUUACACCAGUGGUCUGUCCUUGCUCUGCAUGGUGUUCUUUCUGAUAGUGGUGAUCAUCAAGAAGUUCCAGAUCCCAUGCCCUCUCCCUGUGGACGUCAGCGCUCUGAACGAAACAUUAAGUAAAGUGCUGAACACCACCUUGUCCCACCUGAACACCACCGCCGUGGACUACAGCGAGGACGCUUGCACGCCAAAAUACUUUGUCUUCAACUCUCAGACUGUCUACGCCGUUCCCAUCCUGUCCUUCGCCUUUGUGUGCCAUCCUGCCAUCCUGCCCAUGUACGAGGAGCUUAAAGACCGUUCCCGCAGAAAGAUGCAGGGCGUUGCCAACGUGUCCUUCCUGGCCAUGUUCAUUAUGUACCUGCUGGCCGCCCUUUUCGGAUAUCUGACAUUCAACGUAAACGUGGAGCCUGAGCUGCUGCACACCUACUCCAAAAUCUACAAGGCCGACGUGGUCCUGCUGAUCGUCCGUCUGGCAGUGCUGACCGCUGUCACCCUCACCGUCCCCGUGGUGCUCUUCCCUAUUCGUACCUCCGUCAACCACCUCCUGUGCGCCUCUAAGGAAUUCAGCUGGAUCCGCCACACCAUCAUCACUAUUGCCCUGCUGGCCGGCACCAACGCACUGGUCAUCUUUGUCCCCACCAUCAGGGACAUUUUUGGCUUCAUCGGCGCCUCUGCUGCUGCCAUGCUCAUCUUCAUCCUGCCCUCGGCUUUCUACAUCAAACUGGUCAAGAAGGAGUCCAUGAAGUCCGUGCAAAAGAUUGGGGCCACCGCCUUCCUGCUGUGCGGUAUCGUGGUCAUGAUCGGCAGCAUGAGUCUCAUCAUCCUGGACUGGAUCCACAACGCCUCACCCAGCCCAGACGCUCCCGGCAACGGACACUAAAGGUCCACCUCUCCUGCUGUGGCCUGCCGAGGACAAAGAAGGCUUUCAGGGCUGGACAAGAACUCACUUAACGCUCGGCUUUGACCUCCUGAGCGACGAACCAUGCCAUUCCAAGAGAAUGUAUCGAAACUUUGUACAGUAUGCUGUUCUAGGCCACAAAGAUGGUGUUUUACUCGUUUUCUCUUUUUAUUGUAACUUUUUUUUCAUUGUCGUUUACGCUCGUUUUUAUUUUUUGAUGUUCUUUUUGUAGUAAUGGUACAGCUGAAAGCAAAUAUUUGAAGGUGCCUCAAAUCAGAGAUGGCGGCCGAGAGUUCAAAGUACAGCUCACACUCAGGUGCGGUGUUGUGUGUGGCUGUGACCUCGGAGCUCUGCAACAACUAAUCCGGCUGAGAAACGCAUGUUAAUCACCCAAGAGAUUGACAAGAGACAACCGACUUGAAAGUUCCUCCUCCUCAAAGGCAAUUAAGUUCCUUCCAACAUUUGUUGUUUUUCGUUUUUUUCCUUUGCCAAAAUUGUGUUUGUAAAGCAUGUCUGUAUAUUGAAAAGAACUUACUGUUCAGCACAAUUGUGGAGACGUCAGUUUCCACAGGCGAGGCCCACUACACCGCCUUUUCAGUAUUCGUACCUAAGGCUUUGUGACCUUGCUUAUAGUGUCAGCUUUCCCUCUAAAACCCAAUAUAAGUCAACAGAACCUGCCUUUUCAAACCCCGACACUGGGAGUUGCAGAGUAGCUCACAAGAGGACUCUCACAGAACUGUAUUUACUCUUUAUAACCUGCUGAAGAUCUGGUUGGAACUACACUACUGCUUUGAGAACAGGGGAGGCCACCCUGUCUCCCCAUUCAGGGGGGAGAGGGGGGAACUUAAAAUGUUUUUCUUUAUGGGAGAACACUUUGAAUUUGACCACAUGCAGUGGUUCUAAUAUACCUGUUAAACUUGCAAAAACAAAUUACAUAAAAACGGUUGCGCGGUUUUCUUCUUUCAAAACGUUUCACACUGAAGAACUUGAUAGGUCGAUGCGGACUUGUUUCCCGUCGAGUCGUGAACCUGUCAUUUGACAGUGCACUGUGCUUCCGACGCUAACUUAACACAUCACCAUACUGUUAUUGUCCAACAUCUAUUUAUGGAAGACCGUAAAAUCAAUGUAAUUUAAUCUAUUUUACUAUAUUUAUAUAAUAUUGUUUGUAUAUAUAUGUACAUAUAUAUAUCUAUUGAGUUCAACUGUACAUACACUUUGUUUUCAUUUCCCUCUUCUUUUUUUUUUACAAUAAUGCAUUGGAGCUGUAAAACAAAAGCGACCCCCCCUUGCUGGUGAAUUUGUGAUAUUGAAUUGGCUCCAAUACACUGGAACUGUUCACCUCUGAAUUAUCCUACUGUGUCGACUCUGUGAAAAUUGUUACAUGUUGAAGCCACUGACAUAGCGGCAGCAGUCUUGUUUACUCUUGACCCCUGAAUACGAACCCAGAUCAGCAACAUGUUCUGUAUGCACAUCUUGGUUGGAGAGUACAUUAGCCAUCUCUUGACUUCAGGAACAAAGAAGGCUUUUGCCACCAGUGUUACACUCUUGUUUCAAUGAAACACUAUGUAUAUCCUGUAAAUAAUGUCCAAUUAAAAAUCAAAGGUAAUCUA